GUGUUAGCUGCACGCUGUCCCACAGCCCAGUACAAGUGAGUAGAGCUCACACUGACAGCACUUGUGGCGCUUGGGGAGAAGGAACGUCUAACUUCUCAGUGACUUCUUCCUUGUGUCCGUGUGCCUGACACCUAUACUGGGCACACGCACACACCCAGCGCUCGCCAUUACAUAUCUCCGGCGGCGCUUUGGAAACUUUCCCGGGAGUUUAUAAGAACUUUUGUGGCGUUCGGAGUACGAGGACCUCUUUGCUGCUAGAGACACAAAGUAAGUCGCAUUUAUUUCUGUUAUGUGCCAGGCUGGGAGCAGUUGUGCUUGAACUCUCACUACGGGACACUGCCAGUUGUAGUUCGGCAGGCGAAGCAUAAGUUCCAUUUAGAAGAGGGGUGGAGGUGCCAUGGGGUUCGGUGUGUCAGCUAACAACCUGUUCGCUCUUCUCUCUAGGCUGGUGCUGGUGUCACACUAACGUAAGGUCCAGUCAUCGUCCCUGUCCGGCAUCCGUUCUAUGACUGCAAGGAUGGAACCUACUUUCUACGAAGAUGCCCUGAGUGCUGCUUUCGCCCAGCACGAUGCUACUCCCUAUGGUUACAACAAGGUGCUGAAGCAAAGCAUGACCCUGAACCUGUCGGACCCCAGCAGCGCCAUCAAACCUCACCUGAGAAACAAGGCAGCUGAACUGCUCACCUCCCCUGAUGUUGGGCUUCUCAAGCUCGCCUCCCCGGAGUUGGAGAGGCUUAUCAUCCAGUCCAGCAAUGGCAUGAUUACCACCACCCCGACCCCCACCCAGUUCCUGUGCCCCAAGAAUGUCACAGACGAGCAAGAAGGCUUUGCAGAGGGGUUUGUUAGGGCACUGGCAGAACUCCACCAUCAAAACAACUUGCCAAGUGUAACCACUGCCACCCAACCUGCCAGCACGGGACUGACACCUGUAUCUACUAUUGCUGGAAACACUGGCUUCAACAAUAGUCUUCACAACGAGCCCCCUGUGUAUGCCAAUCUAAGUAACUUUAACCCAAGUACCAUCACCACAUCAUCGCCUUUUAACAGCAACACCAUGGGGUAUACCGGCCAACAUCAGAGUAACCCACCAAUACCCGUGCAGCACCCCAGGUUACAGGCUCUGAAAGAGGAACCACAGACUGUACCUGAAAUGCCUGGGGAGACUCCUCCACUGUCCCCUAUUGACAUGGAGUCCCAGGAAAGGAUAAAGGCUGAAAGGAAGCGUAUGAGGAAUAGAAUCGCAGCAUCUAAAUGCAGAAAAAGGAAACUGGAGAGGAUUUCCAGGUUGGAAGACAAAGUUAAAAACUUAAAAUCCCAGAACUCUGAACUGGCAUCCACUGCCAACAUGCUUAGAGAGCAAGUAGCCCAGCUCAAACAAAAAGUCAUGAAUCAUGUCAACAGUGGGUGUCAGCUAAUGUUAACACAGCAGAUGCAAACAUUCUGAAAAGGCUUCUUUGGGAAAGAGAUGUGAGAAUUAUUUUGUGGAGGGAAAUAGUUUCAUGUUGAAACUCCCUGGCUCAAAAUGAAAGGCACUGAGACCUGACUGUUCUACGUGCGUGUGCGGGGAGUCCUGACAAGCCUUUAGGUGGAGCCUGUGGCAAUGCAACAAGCAGUAUCACUUGUCAAGUGCUGUUCCUGCUCUAAUGAAACAUCAGAUACAUGUUUAACAUUGACCAAGACCUGCAUGGACCUAACAUUCGAUGAUCAUUCAGUAUUAAGAAAAGGUUAAACUGCUAGAGACACUAGAUUGCUUCCGUAGUUUUCUUACAAAGGGAGGGUGUGGGAGGGAGGCAUACGGGACAUUGAAAAGUAAAAUUAAUGACAAAUCUGCCUGCCUUCUACAUAACUGUGUAUGUGUACAUAUUUGUUUUUUUUAUUAUAAUAUUAAGAAAAACUGAAUUAUUUCAGUAAAAUUGCUUCAAGCAUUUGUAAGUUAUUUUUAUGUUUGGGUUAAUAAACCCACUACUUUCUGUAAAUAAGAGAUAUUGAGCACUCUUGAGUUUACCAUUUGUAAUAAAGUAUAAUAAUUUUCUAUGUUUUUGUUUCUAAGGACAAUUCCAGACGUUCAAUUAUAUUUAAGAUAUUAAAUAAAAGAUGUGGAAAUUAGAUUUUUUUAUUUAUAUUGAUAUUUUUUUUUACACUGCAAUAAACGUGCAUGUUAAACUAU
Messenger RNA from Xenopus tropicalis (tropical clawed frog), 2167 nucleotides. RefSeq names its product jun proto-oncogene (gene jun). Gene Ontology annotation, molecular function: DNA-binding transcription factor activity; DNA binding; sequence-specific DNA binding. NCBI's taxonomy places the organism in Eukaryota, Metazoa, Chordata, Amphibia, Anura, Pipidae. Gene Ontology annotation, biological process: regulation of DNA-templated transcription. The record is from RefSeq and is a predicted model, not a curated record. The transcript has a single exon. Bases 506 to 1444 code for a protein of 312 amino acids. Gene Ontology annotation, cellular component: nucleus.